Molecule: messenger RNA, 6125 nt
Organism: Hydractinia symbiolongicarpus
Lineage: Eukaryota; Metazoa; Cnidaria; Hydrozoa; Anthoathecata; Hydractiniidae
Product: structural maintenance of chromosomes flexible hinge domain-containing protein 1-like
Exons: 32
Coding region: 66-6038 (1990 amino acids)
Biological process (GO): chromosome organization; double-strand break repair
Cellular component (GO): chromosome
Molecular function (GO): protein binding; ATP binding
Source: RefSeq, a predicted model, not a curated record
UCUUUACCUUUGUGUUUAGAGUGCAUGCAGGAAAAUUUAACAAUAUUUGAAUCACUUCACUUGUAAUGAUGUCAACUAAUGGAAUGAUGGACUCUCCUCCUGGUGUAUCCUUGUUUAAAGACAAUGAUUCCUAUGUCUCCACACCUCCACGCGAACAUAAAGUUCUUCUUUCUCACGAGUCUGUUGACAAGAUAGUACGCCUAUCCCCUGAUUGGUCCUAUGGAAGGUUUAUGAAGAAAGUAGCAUCAUUAUUUCCAGCCUUGAAGAAGAAAUUUACGUUAAUAGAUGCUGAUUUUCAAGAAUUGGAUGAGAAAGGCUUCGCAUCUUUAAAAACAUCUACCAUGAGAGAAACGUGGCUUUUAGUGCGAGAAAGAGAAUCUAAUGAUGAAAGUUCUAAUAGUCAUUCAAUUGUAUUGGAAAAACCACGUUAUGAACUUUUAAAAUAUGACGUUCAUCCCAACGCAUUGACACAAAGUGGUAGCUACCAUUUUUCCGAAUGUUAUCAAGCAUUUUGUGAAUUUAUUGACAAUGCUGUACAAGCAACAAACAGUAAUUCAAGUGCAGAAGGGCGAAAUAUAAACCUGUAUAUAUUCCUAAAACAGAGAAUAGCUUGUAUAUUUGACAAUGGUAGUGGUAUGACAUCUGAAGGGAUGAAAGCAUUCGCAAGUUACUUUCUGUCUCAACAAGAUAGAGGCUUAGAGAAAGAACCAGGCUCAACAUAUGGCUUUAUGGAUGGCAAUAUUUCUAAAUUUGGAGUUGGUGCCACUCAAGCAGGUUUUUAUCUUGGUGAAACAAUCAAAGUGGUCACAAAGAAGACAGAUUCACCAUUUGUGACUGAAAUUUCUAUUUCAAAGAAAAAACUACAUGAGAGAGCAAAAUAUAGUCUGCCUGUUUUUGAAGAUUACAAAUGCAUACGUAGUCCAGGUGACAACCGUACUCUUGAAGAUGAUGAGAAAUGCUUAUCUGAUCUGGUGAAAAUGGAAACAUCUUUCGACCAUUUCUCUAUGGUUAUAAUUAAAGAUGUCCAUUCAAAGCAUGUUGACUACAUGUCCGAGGAUUGUUGUGACGAUCUAGCUAAAAAUUUAGCACAUGUUUAUCAUUAUUAUUUGCACGGUAUACACGGCAGGUUAAACAAAUUGGAGUUUGACCGAAUCACAACCAAUGGUCUUCACCAAAGUACAAAGCAAAACGUAUCAAUCAAAGUAAUAGUUAAUGAACUUGGUGUGUCACCAAAAGAAAUAAUUGUCAAUCAAAUAAAGAAUGAUUUGCAAAGUUUAUAUCAAGCUAAAAUGAAAUCUGUGUUUUCUUUUUGUCUUGAACUCAAACUGGCAGAGAAUAGUACACCACAGGUUGUACAAGGAUGUUUGAUGUACUUUCCCAAUGAAUCUGGAGAGGAGACACUUCCAAAUGCAAAUGAGGAGCAUGUUAACAGCAAUACACCAGAACCUAUGUUUGAAUGUUUUUGGCAAGGACGUUUAGCUCCAUUGUCUUACGUAAAUAGAUUGGAUUUCUGUUUGAAACCAGAAAAUAGAACGAGAAAACAAAAAGAUUUACUGCCUGACAUUUGCUUUAAACGAUUACGUGGCUUGUUGUUUUUUAAUCGAUGUACACCUGUAUCAAAUAACAAAUUAAAGAUUUUGCUCGACACCAGGAGAGAUUUGUCAGAUGCUCUGAGUGAUGCUUCUGCAUCCAGGCGAUUACCACAUGAAUUUCGUCAGUGGCUUGAACAGUGCCACAGAGAGUUUGACUGUGAGAUUAUCUAUGAACAUCCACUACCUGAUGCUCAACAACCACAUGAUGGAAAUAAGUUUUACGCACAAAUUAUUAUGAUAACUAGCUCUGGUAAAGUUGUGUACACAUCAGGUGAUACGGUAAAAAUUGAUACACGACCUGUUCUUUAUGGUCAAGCUAAAUAUUUUAUCAAAAAAGAAAAAGCUACUGAAGUUGGAUCAAUCAUUUUUACUAAACUUCCUGAAGAGGUGUAUGGAGAUAUGUAUGAUGAAAGACCUGUUAUGAGAUUGGCUGGAAAACCAGAUGCUACCAUGCUAAAUAAAGUAUUUAGCGCUGAACGAAUGCUUUUGCCUAAAAUGAUAAGGGUUUACCAAGGUGUCAACAAAACUGAGGAGGUGCCAUCAAAAAUGGAGUUUAGAGCAGGAGAGGAAAUGAAGCAAUACACAAAUUUUUGGGUAUCUGUUUAUAAUGGUGAAAGUCCAGCAAAAGUGAUCACUGAAAUACAUAAGCGAAAGAUAGCAGUGCAAGUGAAAGCUACUGGAAGAAAUCCUUUAACAAAUAGUCUUCCAAUUGAAAACAGAUUUGGAUUCAAAUCAUUUUACUUAGACAAAGUUGGAGUGUAUGAUGUAGUUUUUACUGCGCUGCUUGGUGGAACACCAUGUAAUGUUGAGAAGAAACUGGAGAUAAAUAUGUUGCCAAAUUUUGCAGAAAUUGUCAACCUUUUGGAGAAUUCUCCCGAACUAGUUGGACUGGGAGAGAAAGUAAUAUCUUUUACCUUAUCCUUUCAUGAUGUAUUUGAAAACUACACCACACUGUUCAAAGACAACCAAAAGACUGUCAAAUUAACAUGCUCUUGUGAGCAUUUGAUUAUAAAAGGUUUAAAAGAAUCAUAUAAACCAAACAAAGAUGGGAAACUGACAGUCUCUGGUAUAAGUGUUGAACCAGAGGCUGGAUAUCAGUUAAGUUUAUCCAGAGAUUACGAAUUUUGGGUAGUGGCUGAAGGAAUUGGUGAUGUCAUGUUUCCCUUCAGAUUAAUAACAGGCCCUGCUGAAAAGAUUAAAACCACACAGCUAGAGACACUUGAAUUUGAAAACUACAGUAACUUUCCUGAAUUUGAAGUGAAAAUACUAGAUAAAUGGAACCAGCCAGCCAUUACCCAAGACAAGUCACAUCGUUUAGCACUAACAUGUGAUGCCUUUCCACAGAAGACACUUUUUUCAACUAUUUCUAAUGGAAAAGCCAAAUUUCCAACCAGCGCCAUAAAGGUUGAAGGUUUAAAAAGCAUGGAAACUAGACAAGUUAAGAUAUCACUAGUAGUUUCAGAAACUCACAAAAAGAAAUUGACCAUCAAGAAUGUGUUAAAAGAGUUUUCAGUAGUAAAUAUUAGGGUCACUCCGAGCAACGUUUGUCAAAAAAUCUUAGUGACAGAGAAAGGUAAAGAUGUUGUUCUGGAUGACAAUCACUUCACAACUGAUGCUACAGCAGGAUCAGUAGUAAGACAUUUGAAAGUAGUUGGAUUCAGUGAAAAUGGAAAAAGGUUAACAGAUGAAGAAUUUGUUGCACAAGAACCAAAGGUAUCAGCUACCUGGGCAGAGGUGAACUCAAAAUUAUUGCCUCUAUUACCAGACUGUCCUGUCUCCAAUAUUAUCCAAAUGAAUGUACAUAAUGUGCAGUGCAUUUGUCAUUACAAUGGUUUUGAGAUUCGCAAUGAAGCCAAACUGAGAAUCUCAGUCACUGCUGGAGAACCAAGAAAAUGGUCCUUUCAACCACUUACUCUUCAAGUGGGAUGUGGAAAGAAAAAGAACCUUCGUGAAGCAGUAAAGAUCAUAGUGUUGGAUAGUCAUCACAACCAAACAACACCAAACAGUAAUAUUCUACCUAUCAUUAAUGUUCAACAUAAUGAAAAGAACGAAACUGUUGUGUACAAUGGUGAAGUUGUGUUGGAGAAGAAUGAAUUUAGAUUCACGACAGAUUCCAUUUUAUCUGGACAUGUCGGUCAAGUCACCCUAAGUGUUCAGGAUGAAGAGAAUCGAUUAUCUAAAGACUCCAUAGCAUUACAACUUGACAGUGGACACGCGUCCCAAUUGACACUCACUUGUACAUCAUUUGGUGAAGAACUAACAGAUGAUGGCGAACAUGUGUUGCACAUGCAUUACAAUUCAACAUUACCCUCUCACCUAUUUUGCUCCAUAAGAGAUGAGUUUGGCAACAGCACACCAACUAAGACAGCAGUGGCACUGGUGUGGAAACCAAAAAAUACUGGAAGCGAUUCCAGCAAAAAGUCAAAUGCAAAAGGAGAAGUUAUUUUUCAAUCACAUCAGAUCAAAUGUUUGGCAAAGAGUGGGGAUGUGAGGAUUAAAUUAAGCACACCAGAAGUUACUUCCAUUAAGCCUUCGUGGAUACGAAUCAAAGUGUUACAGUGUAACAAAGUCACGAAAGUCAUUCUUUCCUUUUUGAAUCCUACCAAGGUUACUGCUGCUGAUGGACUACCAGUAAUUUCUAUUUCGCAUGAAACAGAGGAUGGAGUGACAGCUCAAGACUUCAAAAAUAACAUUAGCUUAGACAUAACACACCCUCUUGGAGAUAACAUAGACCCGCUGAAGCUAUAUCCAGUGAAACUACGCACUAUUAAAAAUGGUGUUCUAAUUUGUAAACCAAUUGAAAAAUUCCAAUUGCAGAAGACUGGAACAUGGCGUUUUCAGUGUGAAUACACAGAAAAAAGAUCAGAAAUUGUUAAUAUUGUUAGUAAUGUGCGUCUGAAAAGUGAUGUGUUGCAGCUUCUUGUAUUCGCAGGUCCAGCAGUUAAGUUGUCAUUAAGCAUUAAAGAAGAUACUUGCUUGUUUGCAUCCAGUACCGCAGAUAUUCGUGGUAGAACGCUGUUGCCUAUCCAAACAAAAGGUUCUACCACACAUGCUUCCAUAUUUGCAUCAGAUGUGUUUGGCAAUGCUGUCAGCUAUAAUAAAUUGGUCAAUUUGUGGGUUGAAGCAUGUGAAGCGACGAAAGAUGUGAUCUUGCCUCAACUGGAGAAAAUGUGCACGUCUUUUAUGAUGAAAGGAUUGGAAACUCAUUUGUCACAGAUUUCUUUGAUGGAGAGGAUUGGAAACAAGAUUGGUUUCUACUAUCUUGUUUUCUCUUCACCACCCCUGGAACCGUGCCGAGUGAAGUUUUCUUUCAGCACAAAUGAAGAGUUUGAAAAAGUAUCUCAAGAAUUGGUUCCUUACCAAAGGGAACUUGAAAUAGUUCGUAGAGAACUCAAAGAAAAGCAAGACCUGCAUAUCAUGCGAAAGAAUGAUGUUAAUCGUAUCAAACAAAGCGUACAAACCUUCUUUAGUGGAGCACAACCGAGUGUACAAGAUAUUGAUAUACAGAUUGCAAAAGUGCGAAAUAGCUACUAUGAGGUCGAACUUCGUGAACAACAUUUAAGGCAGGGUAGAAAGGACGCAAACUAUCCACCUUAUAAUGUGCGGCAAUACAUAAAAGGUUUGGUGUGUGAAUUGGCGUAUGUUUCUGAUGAGAAUUUGUGUCGUAUUCUAUCAUGGUAUGCUCAAAGUAAAAUGAAAGUCGCCCUGUGCGAAACGCGAGAACAGCAGCGUAAGGUGUACGAUUUAGGCUGUCCAGCUUACAGUGAGAGUUUAAUUGUUGGUUUUAACAGGAGAGGACAUAAUACGCAAGAUACAGAUCUGUUACCCAUAGAUUUGCCUCGCCCACCCAAUGGUUUUCGCAGUCAAAUCGAUUUUGCUGUUAAUUUACUGGAGUUUACAGAAGAGAACCGUCAUUUGCGUUCGACGUUAUAUUGGUCGGUGUUUAGUCGUACGAUUGUUGUGUCAGACUUAGAACAAGCUCAGCGCUACCGCGAGCAUGUUGUGAAGUUAAAACAACCAUGCCCGGCUAUAUUGACGUUGACCGGUGAUUUGAUAGCCUCGGACGGAUUAAUGGAUCCGUCUCGGAAGUGCCCGCCAAAGAUGACUAUGUUAAGGUACACGUUCGGUGAGUUACCGCUAAAACAACGAAACGAGUUUCAAACAUUGCAAACUAGUUUACAUACUUUAGAGGAACUACGACGAGCAAGGGUUAACGCUGAUGUAGCAGGAGAAACUGUAAAACAAUGUCAAAUAGAACUGCGCCAAAAAGACGCACUCCUAAGUCCGAAAAUACAAGAACUUCAAAAAAGAUUGGACGCAAUUCGCAAAAGCACGGAUGCUAUUCGCAAAAGUACGGAUUUAACCCGAAAAGGCACGGAUUUAACCCGAAAAAGCACGGACUCAACUCGGAAGGCAUAUAGUCCACCAAAAAAGAAAAGGCGAUGAUUUGAUAAUUUUUAGCAGCUAUAAUCUUGUAAAAAAUGAUUGUACUUUUAACUUAUAUUAAGAGAGAACUCGCGGCGUCCCUUUAAA